Molecule: messenger RNA, 1161 nt
Organism: Pseudocercospora fijiensis CIRAD86
Lineage: Eukaryota; Fungi; Ascomycota; Dothideomycetes; Mycosphaerellales; Mycosphaerellaceae
Exons: 16
Coding region: 1-1161 (386 amino acids)
Source: RefSeq, a predicted model, not a curated record
AUGCGUUACCUUCUUGCGUGGGCUGGUCUUGCUAAUAGCGGUCCACUCUUCAUCAGAGCCAAACUCUUCGUCACACUCGAAGUCUUCGUUGAGGUAAUCGCACGGCGCUUUGUUAAACUCCUCGUAGACGUUGCGGUUGAAGUUGAAGCCGUUCACUGCAAGGACUUCGCCGACUCGGCGAAUUUUGCGCCGAAAGGCAUGAUGGGCGGUCAGGGUGUCGCCGGCGACUCGAGAUCCAAUUCCAACCCAGCGGCGGCGAGGGCGAGGGCGAGGGCGAGCGGCGACGUUGGCCGCGACGAUUGUGAGGAUGACUUGAAGACGCAAGCUUCAGGGCAACCAGGCCACUCAUGCGGCACCUUGAACCCUUUCACUUUCACUGCUGAAGUCGCUGUACUCGUGAAGACGGUAUGGCGGAUGGAAAGCGUGCCGAACAACCAUGCCGAGCUUCGGGCCGAUGUGGAGAUGUUGAUACCGCAGCCAAGACCAAGUGAUCAUUGGAAACGGAUUCUGGUGAUAGAAAAAUCUCUCACAAAUUCCCUUCAGGAACGCCUCUUUACCCUACGCAUUCGGCGCAAGUUCUGUUCAAAGGCCGAUGACGAGGAUCCAGCAUUGAUUGAGCAGCGCACAAAGAACGGUUUCGCCCCUCAGACGCCAACCGCCGCUGGCUUACGGCAGCUCUUCGUAAGCUGUGAGCGCAAAAAAUCAGCCUAUUAUUUCUAUUGUGUCGUCCGUCGAAUGACGGCGGAAUACUCCAAUCAGCGCCUCGCGGGCACUAUUUCACUGUUCUGUGGGGGAACAAAUGCUGCCAGCUAUGGGGUUGAGCUUGCGGCACCCAAACUUCACGCAAGGGUGAUGAUGGAUCGCGUAAUCCUCGAAAUUCGGGAAUCGAUAUUCCUAAUGAACGACCUUGUGGCAGACCCUCGUAUUGCUUGUAUAACCUUCACAUCUAGAUUGUCACAAUGCACACUUAUAUUCAUGGUAAUCGUCCGCUAUGACUUCAGUAUCAAGUCUGGUGAGUUUGCAUUCGCAUCUGGCACUCAACUGGCUAUCAAUGAUCCUGUGCAUCUUGGAUGCCCUCCGCGCCCUGCGUGGGCGAGUCUUACUAUCAAUUCCAUGCGCCCUCUCCGUCUGAAAAUUGAUUCCGAGUCCAUGAACGCCUGA